ACCUUCUGCAUAUGGUUUCACUGCAUAUUUCAACUUCAUCUAUUUUUUCCUAUCUUACAUCCUCCUUCAUAUAGUCAAUCUAUCUAUUUUUUUCAGUCAUCCAGUAUUUUUUUCUUGUAACUAGGCUGACAAAAGAAUGAAAAAUAAUGAUCCAUAAUUGGAAGAUCCAUCAUGAAACCUCCCUCUUGAAAAGUUCAAGUUAUAGAAAGAAGGAAAUACAAAAGCAACUAACGUCCCUGUGGCUGUGUCUUCAAAAGGAGACCAGCCAUCAGGAACAAGGUUGGCGAGGAGCUGGAGGUGGUGGAGACGUGGCCCUGCACAGGGAACAGUCUCAACCAAACACGGCAGCAACCACGGCCGGCUGCCACCAGGAACAGCAGGAGGAGAGGAGCAACAUGCCAGAGGAGGCCCUGGAUGGCGACACAGAGGGACGGAGCCGAGAUGACAGAAAGGAAAGCGAGGAGGAUGAGGAGGCGUCAGACAUUGCCAGGAAGAAAGACAGUGACAGUGAAGUGGAGAUAAGCAAUGAGAACUUGAAAGACACAUGCGUGAAAUGUGAAUUAGUUGACUUUGAUGGGAUCAAGGAGGGUAAUGAGGAUGAUGAUGAUGGUGAUGAUAAUGAUUAUAGUGAAGGUGAAGAUUCUUGGCUUAACAGAGUGCAAAGGAGACGGAAUGAAGAGGAGAAGGACUAUGUAUGGUUAAGAGUGAUUGACAAGGAGACUUACCUGAAGGUGAUGGCUCCUGUGUACCUGCUGUUGGAAGCCAGGUCAGCAUCUCCCCUUCAUGUGCACCACGUCAGACUAGCCGUGUCUCACUUGUCCAGAAUAUGGCCAUGGUGGGCAGUGGGUGUGAGGCACCGAGGACAGGAGAGAACUCCAUGGCUGUGUGUGACACCAGCCCAGCGACCUACUCUACAGGUGUCUGGUGUUGAUGAGGAGGAGGAUGAGAAUGAACUGUGGAAUUUGAUAGACGAGCAGCAGUGGAGACACACCAAGGUGGCCGAGGGAAUGUUGUCCUCCAUCACACUCAUCACCCACUCCCGCCUGUCAGCUGCUGCCGCUGCCGUGGCCGCUGCUCCCCAUGCCCACAGAAAUGAAGACAAAGUUCCUGGUACAAGUGGCAAUCCGGGUCACUCCAAUCCCACCACACCCAGCAUGGCAGAGCCCAGUCAGGUCCAGAGGGACAACAUACCAGACCUGCCACACAAAGUCUACCUCAUGCUGGGCGUCCCGUGUUCCUUCGUGGAGCAUGUCACCGCCACAGCCAUCUGCCGCACCUUCGUCACCCUGCUGGACGAUGUCUUGGCGGGGAGAAUACAGGAGGAGCACAAGGUGACACCGGAGACUGUUAGUCCAGGAGAGGUGGGUGGUGCCAGCCUGGAGUCCUGGUUGGCAGAGCGGCUGGAGAUGGUGGCUGAGGUGAAGGCUGAAGGGAGCCGGAGCAACACUGAGCCUGAUGGCGGGUAUCCCCGGGGGGAGGAAAAUGAGGACAAUGAGUAUGACAGCUGGGGGUACAUGCAGAGAGCCUUUGAUUCGGUCACCAGCCGGAACUUCAUCAACAGGUGCAAGGCGGAGAGGGUGAGCUACGUCAACGGCUUUGCCACCUGUGUGAGUGCUGCAGCGGCAGCCAUUUUGACAGCAGCUGCUGCUGAGGAGCGUGGGGAUCAGCAACGGCAGGUGGUGACGAGGCAGCGGGUGUGCGAACAUCUGCGCUGGCCGGCUGCCCCCCUGGAUUGGCAAGAUGAUGAGUCAGAGCAGGAGGUUCCACCAGACCCCUGCAGCAGACCACCGGGUGUCACCAUCACGGCACCUGCCGGGGAGGACAGCUCCGUGUUCUGGGAGGCAGCGAGGUGUGUCAGCCAGCAGCGUUGGGGCACACCGGCUGCUGGCAAGAGAGGGGCCACACUGCACAUUCUCCAUGCCCUUGUCGGUGAGGAAGGCGAGGAUGACGUACCCCUGCAGCGAUACCCCACAGUGAGCCUUCACCUCUGUGAUAUUCAGAAGGAUGAGAGCAGCAUUCUCUCAGUGCAGCGUGCAGGGAAUGUGGUGGGACUGGGGCCACACUCCCUCUCCCCGCUGCGGCACUUCCUCAUCACGCACACCGUCAACCUGCACCUGGAGGAGGCCACUCAGGUCCUUAGCUUUUCCCUUCACCACUCCACUCUCUUUCUCUCCCCGGGAACUGGGAAAAGGUUUGCCGAUGAGAUUGAGACAGCUCUCAAGAACUCCCUGAGGCAGCGGUGAUGAGGCAGGGCCCACUGGUCUCCACGGGUCACCUGUGCAGAUCACAAAUGUGCCAACUUGUCGACAAUGUAAAGACGUAGAGAUGAUGAUAGCAAAAAUAUUUAUGAUUUAUAAUUUGAGAAAUGCUUAUUAGUUGUGUAACAAAGAGUCAACAGAGGGUAACACUGCAAGGCUUAGGUGUGAGGCCUUACAGGCUGGCAGCAGCUUCUGUGAUAUUAUGUAUUAAAUUGUGCGUCUUUUAAUCAAGGACAUUAAACAAUAAAUAAACUAAAGAAUCUCUCUCUCUCUCUCUCUCUCUCUCUCUCUCUCUCUCUCUCUCUCUCUCUCUCUCUCUCUCUCUCUCUCUCUCUCUCUCUCUCUCUCUCUCUCUCUCUCUCCCCUCCCCACCUAGUCAGUGAUGGGUAUUAAUGAGCGGCCUUGCUGGGCGGUGUAGGUGUGAGUGCCUGAGACGCCUCCACUGCAGCAUUGUGAGUUUAAUGUGUUAUCUCUGUGAUGGUGUGGUGUGGACUGUGUGACAGACUGUUUUUAUGACGUACUGUGACGUGAAGCCUUAUUGGAGCCGUGCCAUUUUUUCACAAUGGUGCUGUAUUAAUCAUGUGAACUGAAUUUACUUGCUAUUAAAAAGUACUUACAAAAUAAACAUUUUGAAUAUAAUGUA
This is a messenger RNA of Portunus trituberculatus (swimming crab), 2901 nucleotides long. RefSeq lists its product as uncharacterized. The transcript is spliced from 4 exons. Bases 147 to 2243 code for a protein of 698 amino acids. NCBI's taxonomy places the organism in Eukaryota, Metazoa, Arthropoda, Malacostraca, Decapoda, Portunidae. The record is from RefSeq and is a predicted model, not a curated record.